Molecule: messenger RNA, 2300 nt
Organism: Diachasmimorpha longicaudata
Lineage: Eukaryota; Metazoa; Arthropoda; Insecta; Hymenoptera; Braconidae
Product: probable G-protein coupled receptor Mth-like 1
Exons: 1
Coding region: 196-1491 (431 amino acids)
Biological process (GO): cell surface receptor signaling pathway
Cellular component (GO): membrane
Molecular function (GO): transmembrane signaling receptor activity
Source: RefSeq, a predicted model, not a curated record
UGAACAGUAAAAAAAAAAGUUGGUAUAUGCAUUUCCAUGAUUAUGAUACUCUAUGUAGAGUGGGCACGCGUGACCAAUGAAAUGUCGUACAUAACACUCCGAGGAAUAAGGAAGAACGUCGUUGAAAAAUGAUGCACGGUCACAGUCACGGUUAGUCAACUGCAGAAGUGCUUAUCGCAUGGAUCAUCCGUCAACAUGUAUAUGUCGGGGUCAGUCCUGGGGAGGUUUUUCAUAUUUAUUGUUCUCCAUCAUCUCCUCGUACCGGCCACAACCGACAAUGCUACACCUUCCCGAGAAACACCACAAAAGUGCUGUCAAUAUGACAGUGUCUUCGACGAACACCUCAUGUGCGUAAAUCGAACGAUUGCAAACGAUUUUAGUGGUGCCCUCGUGAAGCCGGUGGAUCGUGUAUUUCAGUGUCUAAAUAAUGAAUCGCUCGUGAUACAUAAAGAAUACAGAAUAGGAUAUGCAAUUCAUGUGGCUGUUGGUGAUGCUAACGACACCUGCAUUGAGGAUACCUUCGAUGGAAAAACGAUAAUCGCCAAAUGUGUCGAUCAACGUUCGUCGAUACUCGGAUUGGGAUCAGUGAUAUUUUGGGGCGCUCAGACGUACAUGUCGACAAAUCUCGCCCACAUGAUCUUGUGCAUUGUCGUCGUACUUGUCUAUCUGUCGGUUCCAGAACUGGGACGAGGGCUGUACAAUCGUGCGGUUGUACGACACAACAUUUGUCUCCUGAUGCAGGGAGUUGUACUGCAACUACUGGGUUAUUGUGAGCUCAAAGAUUGUCGAAUUAACGAUCACGUGAUGAUCCUGCUGUGGUUAAUUCUCCAAUAUUUUACGAUUGCAACUGUCUUCUGGCUGAACGGAAUAUCCUUUGACAUGACACUGGCAAUAACUAAGUUUCGAUGGAUAGGCCAAAAUGCGCAUAAAAGUGGUGAAGUUGAGUCAAGGAAAUUGCUCAUGUACAGUAUUUUUGCCUGGGGCGGACCAUUAUUACCGGCUCUUCUUGCUGCUCUUUGCGACUAUAUUCCUCAAGUACCCCAGCACUUUGUCUUGAAGCCCAAUUACUUAAAUUACAGAAAUGGACCGAGUGCUGUUGUCAAUCUGUAUUUUUUUCUUCUACCUGCCUUCGUUCUUCUUCUGAAUAAUAUUCUUUUUGUCUUCACGACUCACAGAAUCGUUAAAAUACAACGGAGUACGGAAAUAGCAACGCGUAAUCAGAAGAAUAUACUGACUAAGAAAUAUUUUUUGUUCUUGAGACUUUAUCUACUGAUGGGGGCACCGUGGUUUUUCGGUAUGUUAUUGGCCUGCCUCAACAUUCUCAUUGUGUUGAAAAUAUGUAGAAUGAUUCAACCAAUUCUAUGGUUAGUGAUGCUAACUACACACAAGGAUAUACUGAAAAGAGUUAAACAAGUUGUUGCGAAAUGUAAACACCGGAGGAAAGAAGAUAAUUCUUCUGCUCUUCCAUCGACUGUGAGUUCACAUGAUUAAUUUCAACUUUUCCAUUUUUUUACAAUUUUAUUUAUGGGAGCCUGAUUUUUCAUGAUUUUUUCCGUGGGGACAGACGUUGAUAGGCCCAACGUACCGAUAUGAAUUAAGAUUUGAUUACUCAUAGAGUAUAUUUGUAUUUUUUUAAUCAAAUAGAAAAAAUCAAUAAGGACCGUGAGGUUAUGUGUUAUGAAGAAAAAUGUCAAUCAUUUGUUAGCAAUAUCAACUGCACUCAUGUACAAAAAUGCGAUUGUCGACUAAUUUAAUUUAUUAUUACGGUAAUUAGCAUUAUCGUUAAUUCACGUGGAUGUAAUUUAUUGUUAUCAGUAGUCCCUCUUACAUUUAUACUUUCCUUGUACUUUUAAUUGUUUCCGAUUUUAUGUGAAUACAAUUCACAAUUCAUUUGUUUUCUCUGAUUGUGAAGUGCAUAAUAAUGUAAAUGGUUGAAGUUUUUUUGAAAAGUUACAGUGAGUGAGAAAGAGGAAACUCGUGUUCACAUGAAGUGAAAAUUAACAACGAAAUUUACGACUUAUGUACGACUGACCACUAGAAUACAUCUGUUUAUUCACAUGUUAUUUGCUAUUCUCUUUGUGUCAAGUUGGGAGUUACCGUGAUUUCAUUCUCGUUCGCUGGAAUUCCCAUCGCACUCCCGUGCAAAAUUACGAGAAUAAACAAUUCGUUGUCGCCGCACAUGACAUUAUUUUUUACCCAUUCGAGUGAAAUAUUUAAUGUUAAAAAUAUUGAUUGUUUGUGAAUAAUUUGCUCAUUCAAAUAGCGAAAUGAGAGAUGAAAGGAGGAUGUUGAUGAAUAAA